AUGGAGACUCCCCGGUCUCAAGGGGCAGGCCCCGCGGCCGACCCUGACCAGAGUAAAGAGGCACCACCGAUCAAGGAAUGUCCACCCUCUGAGACGGACUCCAGUAUCAACCUGAUGGAGGAUGACAGCCAUCGCCUCAACCUUUGCCUUCCCAUCUCCACCUCCAUGACUGCUCCCGCCCUGACGACUAUCGCGCAAGACCUGCACAUCCACCAUGCCUUCGAGCAGAUGAUGAGCCUGUCGAUCUUCCUCCUGGCCUAUGCCUUCGGGCCCCUGUUCUCUGCCCCGAUGUCUGAGGUCUAUGGGCGUCGCAUCAUCUUGCAGGGAUUCAAUCUGAUAUAUCUCGCCUUCAAUACCGCUUGUGGAUUCGCGCAGACCGGACCCCAGCUGAUUGUCUGUCGCUUCUUUGCUGGGUUCGGUGGAAGUGCAGCAAGUGUCAUUGCCUCUGGCAUUCUGGGUGAUCUUUGGCGUAAAGAGGAGCGGGGACUGUCCGUCAGUAUCUACACCAUGGUCACCCUGAUGGGGCCGACACUGGGCCCCCUGCUGGGCGGAUUCAUCACCUACCGCCCGACUACGCAAGGAGACCAGCAACACCUCUCUUCGGACCAAAUGGGAGGAAGAGGACCUGAGCCUACGCAAGAAGCUGUCCUGACCCUGUAUAUCUCCUACCUCUUCGGGCUGGUUUACCUGGCACUGGCAACCUUUGCCGAGAUCUGGACCACCGAGUACUACCAGUCGAUCAGUAUCGCCAGCUUGAACUACCUCGGCCUCACCGUCGACACCGCGCAGCCCGAGUUCCGCCUCCCGCUGCUGCUACCGGGCGCCCUGAUGGUCCCCAUCGGGCUGCUGUGGUACGACUGGAGCGCCCAGCACCACCUGCAUUGGAUUAUGCCAGGUAUCGGGAUUGCGUUGUUUGCCAUUGGGGUCAAGUAUGGCACGCAGUGCACCCAGCUGUACGCCUUGGAUGUGUAUCCGACCUACGCGGCGUCGGCGAGUGCGGGGGCGCAGUCGUGA
This is a messenger RNA of Penicillium taxi, 1014 nucleotides long. Its product is annotated as MFS general substrate transporter. The transcript is spliced from 6 exons. Bases 1 to 1014 code for a protein of 337 amino acids. Gene Ontology annotation, cellular component: membrane. NCBI's taxonomy places the organism in Eukaryota, Fungi, Ascomycota, Eurotiomycetes, Eurotiales, Aspergillaceae. The record is from RefSeq and is a predicted model, not a curated record. Gene Ontology annotation, molecular function: transmembrane transporter activity. Gene Ontology annotation, biological process: transmembrane transport.